Penicillium brasilianum is the source of this 1827-nucleotide messenger RNA. The record is from the annotation of a GenBank genome assembly. NCBI's taxonomy places the organism in Eukaryota, Fungi, Ascomycota, Eurotiomycetes, Eurotiales, Aspergillaceae.
AUGAGGUUGCUUUUUCCAACUUCUCUGUCGGCCGUUGUAGCCACGGCGCUAGCUUCGCCUUCGGUCACCAUUGAUGCUGGCACUCUCAAGGGUGGAAAGUGUAGCGGCGGGAAAAGUGCGGUCUACUACAAGGGCGUUCCAUUUGCAGAGCCUCCAGUCGGAGACCUGCGAUUCGAACCUCCCAAGGCCUACAACCAGAAAUACUCAAACGGAGUACUCAAUUCGACUGUGUCUGCUCCAACUUGUAUUCAAUUUGGCACUGAAACUGUGCCAUCUGGAGAGAAAUCCGAAGACUGCCUUUACUUGGACAUUUGGGCUCCAGCUAGCGCGACUAAAGACUCAAAACUUCCUGUCAAGGUUUGGAUUUACGGUGGAUCCAACACAGCUGGCGGCAUUGCAUACCCUUUGUAUGACGGCUGCAACCUGGCCGACACAGGCGCAGUCGUUGUAACACUGAACUAUAGACUUGGGCCCCUCGGUUUCUUAGCGCUCAAUAGUGCUGGAAUUUAUGGUAACCAAGGAAUUCAAGAUCUGAUUCUUGGAUUUGAAUGGGUUCAAAAAAGCAUCUCUGCCUUUGGUGGUGAUCCUGAAAAAGUGCUUGCUUUCGGACAAUCAGCUGGUGCCACAAACUUGUACACUAUUGCGACUCUUGCUGAGGCGCCAUCUCUCUUCAAGAGCGCCAUCGUUGAGUCGGUUGCUCUACCACAAUUGACAAAGAACGCGACUGCCCAAAAGCUCGGUGCGUCGUUCGCGAAGGUGCUUCAAUGCGGACUCAACGACAAAUCCUGUCUCCAAUCCGUUUCCUCUGCCGAUCUUCAAAAGGCAGUUUCUUCCGAUUCCUACAUAAACUCAGGAGUCGGGGGAGUGAGUGAACUUCCUCUUCCCAAUAGCCAGACACCUGCAUUCUGGCCCAUCGUGGACGGCACUGUCGUCAAAGAGAAUCCUCUGUAUCGUGGAGCACAAGUCCCGACGGCCCUUGGAUACAACCAACAGGAGGGUACUAUGGAUACCAUCACAAAGUAUCCCUCAGCCGAGCUCAUUGCAAACCUCACGGCAGCGGAUUACACGGCUUUCCUUCAAGGAGACUUCGGCCCAGCAGCUCAAGUAAUCGAGAAAUACUACCCAUUAUCUCUGUUUGAAUCUGCUGUCGCGGAACUCGGGUUAACAGCCGGAUCCGCUGUAUUCGAGGCUAUUGCACAGAUCCUCACAGACGCAGAAUACAAAUGCCCGACAUAUCAGGGUGCGGCGUCUACCGUUCGCAACGGUAACCCAGUAUGGACCUAUGAGUUCACUCACAAUGCCACCUGCGCGUGGCUGGAUACACUUGUUCCAAUCGCAGACGAUUUAUCCUUUAUUGGCGCCGCUCAUACUGCUGAAAUUCCAUUCGUAUUCGGCAAUUUGAAUUUCAGCUACCCUGAAGAAAACUACACUUGCAGUGGUUCGACAGCUGAGUGGGAUCUGAGCAAUGAUAUGAUCGGCUUAUGGACUGCAAUGGCAGAGAAUGGAAAACCGUCGACCAAGGCUAUUCAAUGGCCGCAAUUCAGCAUUACAUCAACGGGCUCGAAUACCCCUGGAAUGGUGUUCGGGAACUCUAGUACGCCUGGCAACAUUGACUUCUCCGUUUGCAAAUUAUGGGCCCAGGUCAGCGCCUUGCUGGAUGGAGGAAACGCCACGGCCACGGCAAAAUCGUCUUCCAGCAGCAGCGUAACGCCUACGGCUUCACCGACCAGUUCCUUUGCAGUGAGUGGCGGAGUAACCGUUUCACCUUCUAUCGGAGGUCCGAUCUUCUUGAGUACUGUUUUGAUGGGAGCUGCUAUGCUGAUGUGA